AUGUCGGAUAUCAAGGACGAAAAGGAUGGGUCAUACCCGGCCGAUAAGGACCCUCAGGUCGAAAAGGCCGACGUGCUGCAUUCCGAGGUUUUGGUGAACGCGGAUCUCAUGAACGAUGCUUUCGACGGUGAGAAUCGAGAGCACCAGAUGGGGGUGUGGCAGGCUGCGAAGCAACACCCAUGGGCUUGUUUCUGGGCAUUCACCAUGUGCUUUACCAUCGUCAUGGAAUCGUUCGAUAUGUUCCUGAACGGUAACUUUGUUGCAUUGACCAAGUUUCAACAAGUGUACGGUGUCAAGACCGGUCCUGAUACAUAUUCAAUCCCAACUAAAUGGCAGAGUGCCCUCUUCCAAUCCGGGCAAUGUGGUGCUUUCGUCGGUGUGUUCUUGGCCGGUCCCGUCACCAACCGUCUUGGUUACCGCUGGACUACCAUCUUGGCACUUGUUCUCAUGAACGCCACCAUUUUCAUUUCCUUCUUUGCCAACUCUCUCGCUCUCCUGACGGUGUUCCGUGGGGUUUCUUCAUUGCAAACUCCCCCCGCUUAUGCCAGUGAAAUUGUGCCUCUCUCCCUCCGAGGUGCCUGCACGGCUACUCUGCAGAUGAGUUGGUCAAUCGGUUCGAUCAUUGUCGCCGCUGCCACCCUCGGCUACAACAAGCAAAACUCCGAAUGGGCUUGGCGCGCUCCUCUGGCCUUGCAGUGGCUCUUCCCCACACCUCUGUUGAUUCUCAUCUUCCUCGCUCCUGAAUCUCCGUGGUGGUUGAUUCGUCGAGGCCGCAAAGAGGAGGCCCUUCGCUCCAUCAGGCGCCUCGGUGAGAAAAAUGAAGACCAUGCCCACCAAUCACUUGCUAUGAUGGAGCGAACGGUCGAGAUUGAGGCCCAGAUGGGCGGCGCUCCGAACCUCCUCGACCUUCUCAAGGGAACCGAUCUGCGGCGCACGACCAUCACCUGCCUAAUGUACGCGUCGCAGAACUUUGCUGGAAAUCUGAUUGCCAACCAGGCCACUUUCUUCUUUGAGCAAGCCGGUAUCUCUCCCGACAAGGCCUUCCAGCUCAAUCUGAUCAACUCCUGUCUUCAAUUUGUGGCCAACGCCGGCUCAUGGGGUCUAUCUGCGUGGUUCGGUCGUCGAACCAUCUAUCUCUGGGGCACAGCCACCAACAUCACCCUGCUCAUCAUUCUCGGCAUCUGCGCCUCUGUCCACCAGUCCACUGCGACCAACUACGCCCAGGCCGUCCUGGGAAUUCUUAUCUCGUUCGUCUUUGCCGGCACAUGCGGACCCAUCUCCUACACCAUCAUUUCCGAGACAUCCUCUGUCCGUCUUCGUGCUCUGAGCACAGCUGUUGGUCGUGCCGCCUACUACGUCGCGGAGAUCCCCAUGAUAUAUCUGGCCUCCAAGAUGUUGAACACCACGGGAUGGAACCUUGCAGGAAAGUGUGGUUACGUCUGGGCAGGUACCGCCUGCGUCUGCUGGGUGUUGGCCUACUUCUAUCUUCCCGAGCUCAAGCACCGCUCAUACCGUGAGAGUGACAUUUUGUUCAACCGCAAGAUCUCGGCCCGGAAGUUCAAGACGACUGUCAUUGACGUGAGGGACAACGAGUAA
Molecule: messenger RNA, 1596 nt
Organism: Penicillium maclennaniae
Lineage: Eukaryota; Fungi; Ascomycota; Eurotiomycetes; Eurotiales; Aspergillaceae
Exons: 5
Coding region: 1-1596 (531 amino acids)
Biological process (GO): carbohydrate transport; transmembrane transport
Cellular component (GO): membrane
Molecular function (GO): carbohydrate:proton symporter activity
Source: RefSeq, a predicted model, not a curated record